Daphnia pulicaria is the source of this 518-nucleotide messenger RNA. Its product is annotated as histone H3. Gene Ontology annotation, molecular function: protein heterodimerization activity; DNA binding; structural constituent of chromatin. The record is from RefSeq and is a predicted model, not a curated record. Gene Ontology annotation, cellular component: nucleosome. NCBI's taxonomy places the organism in Eukaryota, Metazoa, Arthropoda, Branchiopoda, Diplostraca, Daphniidae. The transcript has a single exon. The coding region runs from base 4 to 414 and encodes 136 amino acids.
GAAAUGGCCCGUACUAAGCAGACCGCUCGCAAAUCUACCGGUGGCAAGGCGCCCCGCAAACAGUUGGCCACCAAAGCAGCUCGCAAGAGUGCGCCGGCCACUGGAGGAGUCAAGAAACCCCAUCGUUACCGUCCCGGCACCGUCGCCCUUCGUGAGAUCCGUCGCUACCAAAAGUCGACCGAGCUUCUGAUCCGCAAGUUGCCAUUCCAGCGCUUGGUCAGAGAAAUCGCCCAGGAUUUCAAGACCGACUUGCGUUUCCAGAGCUCGGCCGUCAUGGCCCUGCAGGAGGCCAGCGAGGCUUACUUGGUGGGUCUUUUCGAAGACACCAACUUGUGCGCCAUCCACGCCAAGCGAGUCACCAUCAUGCCAAAAGACAUCCAGCUUGCCCGCCGUAUUCGUGGUGAACGUGCCUAAGCGACCUAAUUCUCCUCGACUUACCAAUCGGCCCUUUUCAGGGCCACCAUUUACUAAAGCAAAGAUUAUCAAACACCCAUGAUUUUCAUUUCAAUACUAUUGUA